CCGCUAUUCAAUGUUUCUCUGAUUUUAGUUGCUGGAUAAUUUGGAAAAUAAUGUUGUACAAAGUGAACAUUAUAAAUUUCAUUGGUGGCCACAUACCGACCAUGUUGCUGCCUUUAAUGUGGACAGGACCGACAAGGUGUUUAAGAGUUUUGCCAUCAUUUAAGCUGGGGAAACCUGGAAUUUAUACUUAAUUGUCUUCAUAUCUCUUCAACAGCCUGUGAAAACAUCAAAGAGUUGGUUCUGGGAUUAUCUUAUUGGGUUUCAUCUCUUGCAGUUUAUGUAUUGGUUGAGGUUUGUAUCGGAAAAUAUUGAAGUUCUUAAGGAUUAAUUUCGUGUAUGGACGCUGAGCGUAAUGCUUUUGCCUAACAUUCAGUACCAUCUACUCACGAUCUAGUGAUCGGAAUUUGCCAUUGUCUUUCCUUUGUUUUGAAAAUCCCACUGUUCUCCAUGUCAUCCAGUCAUGAUUGAAUGUUCCAUUGUCUUUUAAUAGGCAAUUCCAGCUACAUACUAAAUUUUGAUCUAGGCAAGAAGAACAAAAUCCAUCACCACAGCUAGAAAGAGCAUGUUAAAAUUAGUAAAAUUGCAAAGUUUGGUCGCGAAAUGUUGUAAAAUGAGGAAUAUAUAGAUAAAUUUUGUAUUAAAUUUUGUAAUAAAUUUUGUAUUAAUUUGUAUUACGCACGGGAAAAUGCACCACUUUUGGCCCAAAUCUGGUGCAUUUUCCCGUGCGUAAUACAAAUUAAUAGAAAAUUUGCAAAUUUUGUAGCGCUAUAUUUUCCGCAUUGUGCCACAUUUCGCGGCCAAACUUUGCAAUUUUACUAAUUUUAACAUGCUCUUUCUAGCUGUGGUGAUGGAUUUUGUUCUUCUUGCCUAGAUCAAAAUUUAGUCUAUAGCUGGAUCAUCCAUUGUUUUGAAAAUCUCACUGUUCUCCAUGCCAUCCAGUCACGAUCCAGUGAUCAGAAAGACAAAGUUCCACUGUCUUUUCAUUGUUUUGACACAUUUGUGAGGUUUCCCAGAAGCUUAUUGUUUGGUAUUAAACUGUCUCAUAUUUUGUUAUAUAUCUGUAACUUUUCUGUAGUACAUUUCUCCCUUCGCUGGUGAAAUACAUCAAUAGAUAUCAUUUCUCGUGGUUGAAAUCACAGCCUGAAGAGAUCAUCGAUGAAGCCGAAAAGGUGAAAGGAAUGUCGGGUACUCCGUUUCCUCCCACAGGGAAAUGUUGACAGGGUGGGUUGGGAUUUGUCUCUAACUGACCCUUCCCCCGUAGCUGUGCUCCUUGAUCAGACAUGAGUCAUAAGGUGGCUUCCAGAGGCGCCCUUAGGAAGGCAUAGAAUCCGUCAGGUUGAGCUGCGUCGCAAUUCAGCUUAGCUCUCAGCUGUAAGUAAGGAUUAUUAGAAAACCCACACUUGCUUGCAUGCUUGCUUGCUGGCUCGCUAAUUUCACCACUGAAAACCUUGGCUUCUGGUUUGACACUUCCAAACACCGCAGGGUACGGUUUUCCUGGGUAUACUGUGCUUUUAUCCUAUAGAAACACAGCAUGUUUUUCUUUUCGCUUCAGAUAUUUACUUUCGACUGUCUCUUCGCGCAAUACGUCAAUGAGUGGGCGAUACCGAGGUUCGUGUGAAGCGAAUUAUAAGUUUGGAUUUUUAACUAGUCAAUGUUUUUAGUUUAUACUGUUCAACUGAGUGCUGAGUGCAGUUGUUUAAAAUUUAGAGAGAAAACAGCGUACGUGAUGAAACGUUUGAAGAAAUGGCUUGAUGAAUCAGGGUUCUUUGCUCAUAUGCCAGGUAUGGUUUGCAUUGGGGUUAUGUUAGGGAUGGAUCUAGCCUCAUCUGCAAGGAGGGGUGCAGGUUUUCCAUGGGGUGGUGCAUGAGGGAGCCUUACUGCCCACUCUCCUCUGCAGUCUGCAACGCUACUAUCCCAACAUUACCAUUAUUUGAGAUGGUCGAGGGGAGUGAGUGAAAGGUCGUCUGUUUAUCAGGCUGAAUCUGCAUGUUCGCCGUUCUGUCGUGUUUUACAAUAUCUUUCUUUAUAAAGUUUAUAUCGGCUUUUUAUCACGUAUGCGUGACUGGACUGUUGCUGUAGCACAGUACAGUAAAUUUUCUUGUUAAAGUUAGUACAGUAUAUUUGAAAAUAUGGCUGUAUAACAACCUCGACAUGUUUACAUAUUUAACCAUGAUAUUUCACUAAAAGCAUUCUGACUAUUUUCUCGUGAGCUCACAAAUCAAUUAAAUCGUUUCAAGUUAUCGACACGCGCUAACAAUAGAAGUUCCGCUAAUCGCUUUUCGAAAAGCAAAAAUGUAUGGUCAAUAUAUUGUAUUAUGACCAUGCAAAUAUUCAAAUAACUUAUUGUUGUGUAUUCUCAAUGUGCUGAUUAUAAAGAUUCUUCUAUUUUGCUAUAGUCGAAGUAAGAUUUGUGGCGAAAGAUGACAUAUACAUGAGUCCUGCGUUUGGUCGAGAUGUGUGCUUUAUUGGUAUCAUUAUGUUUCGGUAAGUAAACUCUCUAGACAAAAACUAAACUGCAAAAGCACUAUCAGCAGACGCCGACCUAAUUGCUGUCGUCAUGCGUUCACCACAAAAAGUCUUUGCUUGUUAAGAUUGCCAAAAGUCCGUCAAAAAUAGUUGGGAAUUAUGAAUCAUCUUUCCUUCCAGUCCGUAUCGUAAAUUUGUUCCGCAUGAAGAUUUUUGGAAUUUCUACGAAGAUCUUAUGUUCUCCGUUGGUGGCCGACCACACUGGGCCAAGGUUUGUUCCAUUGUUUCAUUGUUUUGAAAAUCCCACUGUUCUCCAUGCCAUCCAGUCAUGAUCCAGUGAUCAGAAUGUUCCAUUGUCUUGUCAUUGUUUUGAAAAUCCCACUGUUCUCCAUGCCAUCCAAUCAUGAUCCAUUGAUCAGAAUGUUCCAUUGUCUUUUCAUUGUUUUGAAAAUUCCACUGUUCUCCAUACCAUCCAGUCAUGAUCCAGUGAUCAGAAUGUUCCAUUGUCUUUUCAUUGUUUUGAAAAUCUCACUGUUCUCCAUGCCAUUCAGUCAUGAUCCAGUGAUCAGAAUGUUCCAUUGUCUUGUCAUUGUUUUGAAAAUCCCACUGUUCUCCAUGCCAUCCAAUCAUGAUCCAUUGAUCAGAAUGUUCCAUUGUCUUUUCAUUGUUUUGAAAAUUCCACUGUUCUCCAUACCAUCCAGUCAUGAUCCAGUGAUCAGAAUGUUCCAUUGUCUUUUCAUUGUUUUGAAAAUCUCACUGUUCUCCAUGCCAUUCAGUCAUGAUCCAGUGAUCAGAAUGUUCCAUUGUUUUUUCAUUGUUUUGAAAAUCACACUGUUCUCCAUGCCAUCCAGUCACGAUCCAGUGAUCAGAAUGUCCCAUUGUCUUUUCAUUGUUUUGAAAAUCUCACUGUUCUCCAUGCCAUCCAGUCACGAUCCAGUCAGUCGGAAUGUUCCAUUGUCUUUUCAUUAUCAUCUUUUUCCCCACAGGCUCACAAACUUGGUUCCCAGGCUUUGAGAAAAAUUUACCCAAAUUUCGACGACUUCCGGAAUGUCUGCUCCAAACUCGACCCAGGCCGCUUGUUUGUGAACGACUACCUCGAGAGAACACUUUUCCCACCAGAAAAGGUAAUGACGUAAUUGUCCCGUGAUUAUUGUCGUACACUCGCUAAACAUGCAAGCACGAACAAACUAGAAUUCUUAAAACAUUUGUUGGACCAUAGUUAAUAGUUGCACAGCCAUUAUUUCGUGAUCAUGUUUCCUAGCCAUAUUUGCCAAAGGUGGACAAACCAGGAAACAUUAAUUGUUUCCUAGCCAUGUUUCUCAAAAGUGGACAAACCAGGAAACAUUGUUUCCUAGCCAUGUUUCUCAAAAGUGGGCAAACCAGGAAACAUUGUUUCCCUAGCCAUGUUUCCCAAAGGUGGACAAACUAGGAAACAUUAUGCAUUGAGCAUUCCAGUUGACUUCCACAAGGUUAUUCCAACAGGUUGAUCUUUUUAAGUCUUAGACUGCAAUUGGCUUUGUAAACGGGGAAAAAAUAUAAUGGACAUGUAGUAGAAUUAUUUAUUAAUUAGAGCGCAAUAUUUAUAAUGGACUUGUAGUAGAAUUAUUUAUUAAUUAGAGCGCAAUUAUUAGUACAAUAAUUUAAUUAUUGUAUUUUAUAUGUAAUAGAAGAUAAUGAUAUGCAAAUAUGUAAUAUAUACGUGUUGGAAAUCAUAAUUUGUGUCAUG
This is a messenger RNA of Paramuricea clavata, 4192 nucleotides long. NCBI's taxonomy places the organism in Eukaryota, Metazoa, Cnidaria, Anthozoa, Malacalcyonacea, Plexauridae. The record is from the annotation of a GenBank genome assembly.